Messenger RNA from Lepisosteus oculatus (spotted gar), 5645 nucleotides. RefSeq names its product vacuolar protein sorting-associated protein 8 homolog. Gene Ontology annotation, cellular component: CORVET complex; late endosome; HOPS complex. The record is from RefSeq and is a predicted model, not a curated record. Lineage: Eukaryota; Metazoa; Chordata; Actinopteri; Semionotiformes; Lepisosteidae. Gene Ontology annotation, biological process: endosomal vesicle fusion; protein targeting to vacuole. Gene Ontology annotation, molecular function: protein binding.
GGUGCACAUUUUCAGGAUGUCUGAAAAUGAAAGAGAAGUCGUGCCCGGUUCAGGACUGUUCCUGGGGAUCAGUCUUCCAGAGGCUGAAGAGCUGGAUGACAAGGAGUUUAACAUCCCUGUUGUAGAGAUCCCACCUACAUUGGAGAGCAUAUUAACAGAGGAUUCUGUCAUUGAAGACAAUCUUGAUCCUUUCUUGUUGGAUGAGUUUACCUUAUCAACAGAAGAGACAGGACAAGAAGACAGCAGUACUCAACAGACUGAUGAAAGCAUUAGAAGACAGACCUCCCCUUCUCCAUGGAUCAAAGAGCCGCCCUUGCCCGAUGUCGAGCAGGAUGCAGUUUUGCGCUGUGUCACUCUCAGAGGAGUCUCUACGCAGAUCGUUUCAGCUGCGGACCGAGUGGCGGCAGGACUGCCCACUGCAGUGGCUGUCUGUGGCAUUAUAGCAAUUGGAACAUCAAAUGGUCUCUUACUGAUUUUUGACCCAGGCCAGGUUCUAAAGCUGUGUUUGGGAAGCACAGCUAUUGGUGCAGAGAAAGGCCCGAUAUCAGCACUCGCCAUUAACAGCAACUGCACUCAUGUUCUCUGUGGAUUUGCGAAUGGACAGAUUUUGCAGUGGGACCUAGAAACCGGAAAGUUGCUACGGACCAUUGCAAAUGCUAAUCCACUUGGUAAUGCAGUUGUUAAUAUCAAGUUCACAGAUGACCCCUCUCUGGCUGUGUGGAAUGACAGUGCUGGUUCUGUCUUUGAACUUCAUUUCAAGAGAUCUCUGGGGGCGAAGGCGCACGAAGUCCACUGUCUGUUCAGCAGCGACAAGGGGAAAGUCUACUGUGUGGAGCCUCUGAACGUCGGGGAGCCAUUCACAGGCCACUCUGUAGCCCAGCACUCACUGGUGGCCAUGGUGUCGCUCAGAAAGGUGUUGAUUAUUACCCUGAAACCUGACUUGAAGGUUGUUUAUGCUUCCCCGGUUGUGAAGACAGAUGCUCACUGUAUUCCCAGUCUGGCUUGGAAUUUUUUAUGGAUUCAGGAAUCAGUUGACCCUGUUUUAGCUUUUUGCCAAAGUUCCUGUAUGACAAUGUUUCAUGUAAAGUGUACAAGUGAAACAUUGUCAGUUGUCAAAAUAAGAGAAAUAAAGCUUCACUUUGAAAUUAUUAAUUUUAAGUGGAUGAAUACGCAAACGCUCCUUCUCAUUGAUUCUGUGGAGAAGCUGCACGUUCUAGACAGGAAGAGUGGGAAAGAGCUACAGCUGCUGGACCUGCCUGACCUGCAGCUCGUACACACCUGUUCACCAUCCAAAGAUUGGGCUGUUGGGACAGAUGCUACAACGGUUAACAAGAUCACCUAUCAGUCAGUGGGCAGUCACGGAGGAGAAACAAUUUUGCUGGGGGUCAAGUCUGUGCGAACUGUCUCGCUGAGAACCUGGGCAGAGAGGCUCGACUCCCUGGUGAAGCAGGAGCGGCAUGCAGAGGCCUUGGCGCUGGCAUGGAAGUUCUCGGAAGGAAGUGCCAAAGCUGUUGUUGGUCUUCCUGGGGGCAAACAGAAAAAGAAAGCUGCGGUGGCCAAGAAGGUGGCUGACAUACUGCUGGACUACCUGGAACUGUGUCUGAGGAGAUGCCCUGAGCAAGGCAAACUCCAGGUCAUGGAGCAGCACUUCAAGGAGAUGAUUCCUCUCUGUGCUACUUGCUGUUUUAAAUUCAACAGAAUUGAUUUGAUUUUUGGGGAGGUAUAUGAAAAACUGAACCACAAUGCUGUUGCCCUGGGGGUCCUGUUUGAGUGCCUGGAGCCACAUAUCCUGAGCAGCAAACAGAAUAACAUACCACCACUGGUCAUGAAAGACAUGGUUGGGUACUAUGAGGAGCAGGGGAAGGUGCAUGUCCUGGACAAACUCAUACCACACCUGGAUAUCAUGACCUUGGAUCUGCAUCAAAUUGUUAAUUUAUCAAGAACGUUCAAACUGUGCGAUUCUCUCAUCUAUGUUUAUAACAAAGGAAUGAAUGACUACACAACUCCCAUUGAGGAAAUGACUCAAAUUAUGUCAGUUGCUCUUCGAAGCGAGAAACCAGAUGAUAUUGUGUCUGUGGGCAACACGAUUCUGGUCUACAUAAGUUGCUGCUUGACUGGUAGAGAAUAUCCUCUUGGUGUUGUACCUGAAACCAAGGUUCAGGAUGUGAAGAGCAAGGUGUUCAUGUGUCUUACAAGUGUACAUUCCAAAGACAUUGACCCAGUGGAAGACCCUUACCCAUUCAUCCGCAUUCUUCUCAAGUAUAAUACUCGAGAAUUCCUCAAUGUUUUGGCGCUGACAUUUGAAGAUCUGCAGCAGGAUAAGCAAGCAGUUGAGUUUCACCAAAGAAUUAUAGACAUCUUACUCCAGGUAAUGCUGGAGAGUGCCGACUUCACUCCAUCCCAGAUUGGCAGUCUCUUCACUUUUUUGGCACGACAGUUAGCCAAAGCAGAGAACAGCCUCUUUGUGAACAGGCGUCUGUUUCACCAGGUCCUUGAUUUUCUCUGCAAUCCAGAUGACACCACACAACAUGCAGAAAGACAGCAGGCCUUACUGGAGCUUUUGCAGGCAGGGGGUUCCGCUUAUUUUGAUGAAAGCAAGCUUUUGUCUAUGGCCGAGUCUGUACAAUUCUACCAGGUGUGUGAGUUUGUAUUUCACGAAAAGCGUCUUUAUCACAGAAUUUUGGCUUGCUACCUAAAGGAUGCUGCAAGAAAGGAUCAAGUACUUAGUUACAUACGUCAGAUUGCAGCACGUGCUGACCUCACAGAGAAGGAAAAAGUGUUGUUUCAAAAUGAGUUGUUCUGCAACAUACAGGAACUCCUGGAACUGAGCCCAGACCAGACGUCUGUGUUAAUACUGCGGCACUAUCAAGACAGUGUUCCCAUCAUCAUAGAAACCUUGCAAGAGGAUUCUAGGUUACUUUUUGACUUCCUUCAUGGAGUAUUGAACCCCAGAGCAGAUCCCUGGCCUUAUAAAGACUCAAGUCUCCUAAACCACAAGGUGCAUGAGCUGUACUUAGACCUGUUGUGCCAGAACCAUCCAGAACAAGCCCUGCUUUUCCUCAAACUCUCAGACUCGUACAGGACUGAGCAGGCAGCAGAGAUUGUCCACAAAUACAAAGUUUAUGAUUCACUGGCAUACCUACUGGAGAGCCAAGGAAAUACACAGGCAGCUUUUUCAGUUCUCUUUGAGGACCUGAAAUCAAGCCUCAACAAUUUGACACAGUCUGCCACAUGUGCUGAAACAAGCACAGAGAGCCACAGUGAAGAGUCUGGAUUGCUGUCCACAGCUCACACAUUAGUGCAGAACCUUAUUGCUUUCUGUCAGCGGGCAUCUGUUACUCUGGAUAUCAAACAGAGAAAGGAGUUAUGGUUUCCCAUUUUAGACUUUACGAUGUCACCAACACUGCACUUGAUGUCGAAACCUCCACUUGCAUUUGUUAGAGGUAUCAAAGAUCUGACUAAAGAAGUUUUGGAAGCAAUGACUUCAUACAUUCCUCUUAUGGAUAUUCUACAAAAGCUUAUGCAGGAUACAGUUCACACCUUUAAUAAUUAUGGAGAAAUAAGGACCCUAAUCUUUAAGAUGUUUGAUGCUUACACUUAUGAGAAAACCCUGUUGGAGACAACCAGAAGCCUCCUGAGCCAAGAUCUCCAUUCGUCACUAUGUAGCCUGAAGAUCACAGUUAGCCGCGGCCUGACUCCCGCACACAAGAAGUGCGCAGUGUGUUCACAGCCCUACAGUCAUGGAGCAGCUGGGUCCGGGGUGCUUGUUUUCAGUUGUGGGCAUGUGUAUCACUCAGCGUGUCUGCAGAGCAGUCUGCGGGAACAGGAGGGAUGGACAGAGCAGUGGGCCUGCUUCAAGUGCCUGUCUCCUAACAAGAGGUGGACUUCCAUCACACCUGGGAGUGUGAACCAAGGCUCCCAGUGCUUUAAAAUGGAUCCAGGACAAAUCGAAGCAGCUGACUGUUUUAAAAGAACAUUUAAGAAUCCUUCAAGGAUUUCCGUCUUGAUGGAGCUCACAAGGCAUACCUCGGCCAGCCUGGAUUCUUUUAAGCCAGAGGCUGACAUCUUUAGACAAUCUGGAAUCUUUGAGCAGCCAGACUUUAAGCUUCAAUUGGCACCACCACCACUAAUAGAGUAAUGACAAAAUGUUUAGAAUAAGGAUGGCUAUAUUUAUAGGAAUUUAAGAUCAUUUCUUUUUGUAGCAAUAUAUUAAAAACAUUACUUAAUUUAAAUUUUGAAACUCACUGUACACCGUUUUUAAAAUUGAAGAGCUAUAACAGUUUUUUAUAUAAUAUAUAGUAUAUACUGUUCAUCAUUUCUGUUUAAUACACAAUAUUGCAAAUGUAUACCCACGUUCAGUAAUAUUACUUAUGUAUGUUAAAAACAUAACAAAAGAAAAGAAUGCUGCUGUUUUCCCUAUCAAAGAAGGGAGUAAAGGAAUUUCAUGUAAAAUGUCUGACUUGCUCUUAAGGGGAAUUUGUAUUUCUUUAUGCAAAAAAAUAAAUAUAGCAAACAAUGAUUUAAAACUUUCUAGAAGUACAAAUAGCCAUAGUUAAAAGAGCUUGAGCUGUUAAUUUUCCUAAUAGUUGCUGUAGACUACACAGCAUGACAUACAGUAAUACAAAUAAAUGGGAGAGAACAUUUUGUGAAUGUCUAUUGAGCAUAAUAUCUUAUUAACACUGAUGGAUAUCUAUUGAGUGCAACUUACUAUCAUUUUCACUCUAUUAAGUCUGGCAUUAAUUCCUUACUAGAUAUCUUGUGUUAGGGAUAACUCCAAUAUUUGAGGACUGCAAGGUUUUUGAAUUUCCAUUUAAUGUCUGAUAUUAAUAAAGUGAACUAAUUUUUUUAAUUAAAGGUUAAGUUUCUUGUUUUUACAUCUUAUUUGGUAAAUAUACCUAAAAACCAUAAUACUAAAUACUUUGAUUAUUAAAGGUUGAAGUUACCCUUUCCUGAUCUAGGGUAAUUUAUAGUUAAUGUACUGUAGAUCAGGUGGGCUACCAUUGUGUUGCAUGUACUGUACCAAAGCAUUUUGUUUUACUUAUUUAGCAAAUGUUAAGACCCUGUAAUUGGAAAAAGCAAUUAGACAUGAAUGGAUGAUUGAGUAUUUUGACUUUCUUUCUGUAGCAGGUAUAGGUUAACAGCUUACUUCUGUGUCUGCUAAAGAAGAAGGAAUGUAAUUGUGUCUUAUCUACUGUAGUAUGUUGGCCAUGCUCAUUCGUGUUCAUUUGCUUAAGCACUUUGGUCCAGUAUUAGGAAUAAUUUUGUUUAGUUUCUGUUUUGUUUAGCUUUUCACAUUUAUUGAGGAAUUAAUACACAUCUGAAGGAUCUCUUGUUAUAUGCCAUGUUACACUGAGCAUAGAUGCAUACAAUAUACAGAAAGAAAAAUUAGAUGCAUACAGUAGAUAGACAUUUAUCCACAAAAUAAAAUAGUGUGGUAUAAUGUGUAGUGAAUAGAUUACAAUGAUUUUUGCUAAAUUUUUCCAUCAAUUUAUAGUUCUCGACAUCCUGUACAUAUGCAGAAAUCCAUUUUAUAUCAUUGUCAGUGUUUGCUGUAACCUAGAACAGUAUUUUCCACAAAAGUGACAUUUUUCAAUACUUGAGCCCAGUCCUUUAUAUUAAAAGGCAAUUACUUUUAUUGUUCUGAA